Molecule: messenger RNA, 555 nt
Organism: Diaporthe amygdali
Lineage: Eukaryota; Fungi; Ascomycota; Sordariomycetes; Diaporthales; Diaporthaceae
Exons: 2
Coding region: 1-555 (184 amino acids)
Cellular component (GO): mitochondrion
Molecular function (GO): flavin adenine dinucleotide binding; flavin-dependent sulfhydryl oxidase activity
Source: RefSeq, a predicted model, not a curated record
AUGGCAGACCAAACAGAACGUAACGACUCGCAGGCAAACGGCCACGCGACCGCUGUAGCGACGGGUGCCGCGAAACCACUACCCCCCGGAGUCGUCCUCGGACCCGAUGGCAAGCCCAAGACCGCCUUCUCCGCCUUGGCCGCGCAGGCCAGGUCCUUGAAGACGCCGGCCUCAACCACAUCCAAGACGAGCACCGUCACCACCGCCCCGGCUACCGACUGCCCGGCCGACGUCGAGACCCUCGGACGGAGCACAUGGACACUCCUCCACUCAAUAGCCGCAACAUACCCUACCACUCCAAGCUCAUCCCAGCAAAACGACCUAGUCAGUUUCGUUCAGCUCUUCUCCCGCCUGUAUCCAUGCUGGGUCUGCGCCGACGACUUCCGGGGCUACAUCCAGAAGGACCCGGUCAAGGCCGGCAGCCGUGGAGAGUUCGGCAAGUGGCUGUGCGACGCCCACAACGACGUCAACAAGAAGCUAGGCAAGCCUGUCUUUGACUGCUCCAAGUGGGAGGAGAGAUGGCGCACGGGGUGGAAGGACGGGAGAUGCGAUUGA